Molecule: messenger RNA, 903 nt
Organism: Solea solea (common sole)
Lineage: Eukaryota; Metazoa; Chordata; Actinopteri; Pleuronectiformes; Soleidae
Gene: polr2eb
Product: RNA polymerase II, I and III subunit E, b
Exons: 8
Coding region: 133-765 (210 amino acids)
Biological process (GO): DNA-templated transcription
Cellular component (GO): RNA polymerase III complex; RNA polymerase I complex; RNA polymerase II, core complex
Molecular function (GO): DNA binding; DNA-directed RNA polymerase activity
Source: RefSeq, a predicted model, not a curated record
CACUGCUCACGUCAUCAGGCUGCGUCCUCAAUUUUAAAACGUGCGCCGCUUCGUCCGCUUGAGUACAGGGAUAAACAAAACAAUUUAUACAUAUUUAAGUAAAUCUAGAUAAAAUAAAACAUUUGAGACGACAUGGACGACGAGGAGGAAACAUACAGACUGUGGAGGAUUCGCAAAACCAUCAUGCAGUUGUGCCAUGACAGGGGCUACCUGGUGACACAGGACGAGUUGGACCAGACGCUGGAUGAGUUCAAGAGUCAGUUUGGAGACAAACCCAGUGAGGGUCACCCCAGACGCACAGACCUCACUGUGCUGGUGGCACAUAACGAUGACCCCACCGACCAGAUGUUUGUUUUCUUUCCUGAGGAGCAAAAGGUGGGAAUUAAGACAAUUAAGAUGUACUGUCAGCGAAUGCAGGAAGAGAACAUCACACGGGCCAUCAUUGUUGUGCAGAUGGGCAUGACGCCCUCAGCCAAACAGUCUCUGGUUGACAUGGCACCCAAGUACAUACUGGAACAGUUUCUACAACAGGAGCUGCUUAUUAACAUCACAGAGCAUGAGCUUGUUCCAGAGCACAUAGUCAUGACAAAAGAGGAAGUGACUGAACUUUUGGGCAGAUAUAAAUUAAAAGAGAGUCAGUUGCCGAGGAUCCAGGCAGGAGACCCUGUGGCUCGUUACUUUGGCUUAAAAAGAGGACAGGUAGUAAAGAUCAUUAGACCCAGUGAAACAGCUGGGAGGUACAUCACAUACAGACUGGUCCAGUGACAGGUGUUUUUCUGGGUCGACAUUUAGGAGGAAGACUGAAGAUGUUAAAUCUGAAAUCCUGGAUUGUUCUUUGUUAUUCCUGUUUUGUUAAAAUAUUUCGUUAUUAGAUUUUGUAAAAUAAAUAAUUCAAUAUGAAAA